AAGCAGUCAGACUGACAGAGAGGACGUCACAGAGGUGCACUUUGUUCUGAGGAGGAGGAAAAGUUUCAAUAUGUUUCUUACAGGAUGAGGAAAUGCUCUGAGUGAAGAAAUCAUUUGACUUUUACAACAAAUUCAUGAAGAUUCAAAGUGGAGUAUUCUUUCUUUGCCGUUGCUUCAGUGAUGAUUUCUCGUCCUAGUCAGACACAUCCUGAACACCUCCAUGGAUUUAUUAUUGCAAAGUUUUUUUCUAACCAGACGACCCACAUCAGGCCCAGAGCCUCGGGGUGAUGCUGGCCAUGCAGCACUACAACUCCUCGGGCAUCCUCUCCCCUCCCCCCCCCUCUAACCUCACCACCAUGCAGCAGGAGCCCAAGGUGGAGGCCGUGCAGCGCAAUGACACCCGCCUGCCGAGCAACCCCACGGCCGCCGGCCUCACCAUGACCCUGGGCAUCCUGUUUAACGUGGUGGCCCUCGUCAUCCUCGCCAAGGCUUACAACCGCUUCCGCCGGAGGUCCAAGGCCACCUUCCUGCUCUUUGCCAGCUCUCUGGUGGCCACAGACCUGGCGGGACACGUGAUCCCCGGAGCCCUCGUACUUAGUAGAUACUCAACGGGGAUAGGGUCCAGAGCUGAUCCUGAAUCCAGCUUUCGAGUUGACACUACAGACCCGGAUGCUUCUUGUCUGUUUCUGGGAGGCUGCAUGGUCUUCUUUGGCCUGUGCCCUCUCUUCCUCGGGUGUGGCAUGGCCGCAGAGCGCUGCCUGGGCGUCACAAAGCCUCUGCUGCACGCCCAGCUGGUGACCACAGCGCGGACAAAGAUGGCCCUGACUCUGAUCUGGCUGCUGGCUCUGUGUGUGGCCCUCCUGCCCUGCUUCAGCCUGGGCGCCUACACCUACCAGCACCCAGGGACGUGGUGCUUCAUCAAGGUGAUGGAGGGCACCGGGCUGAAGGACCUGGCCUUUGUGUUGCUGUUCUCCGGACUCGCUCUGAGCUCCCUGGCCUCGGCCUUUGUGUGUAACACCAUCAGUGGGAUCACGUUGGUCCGAGCGCGGUUAAAGAGGUCUUGCUCCCAGCGCCGCUCUGCCCACUCCCACGACACUGAGAUGGUGGUGCAGCUGGUCGGCAUUAUGGUCACUUCUUGCAUCUGCUGGAGCCCUCUGCUGAUAUUUGGACUGAUGUCCGCCAUACGCUCCUACAGCGACCCGCUAGGCAUUGACAAAGACACUUACAGGAGCCUGAUGGUGACGGGGGUCAGGAUGGCGACCUGUAACCAGAUCCUGGACCCCUGGGUGUACAUCUUGCUGCGGCGCGCCAUCCUCAGGAAGAUCUACCGCAUCACCAAGAGGCAGGCCAGCCUGAAGGGGAGCUUGUUCCGCACCACGCGCUGGGACGCCAGCUCCUUUCAGAACUCAGAGAAAAAGGGCGUCAAUAAGAUUUAAAUGAAACUGAAAGACAAAGGAAAAGCUGUUGGCUGUCACUUGUGAAGGGGACGCUGUUUAGACUCCACCAGGCGUCUAUCAUCUGGAUCCUCAUUCAGUGUGAAAUGUCGAUAUGGAAAAAUGUUCUUCCUCACCUGGUGGGAGUGUUGAUAUGAAGUAUAAAUGUUGGGAUAUGAAAAUAAUUCCUGAGCAGCUACUUAUAACCGUCGGGUUGUUUUAUGUGUGACAGUACAAACGGAAAACAGACAAAUUUGAUGUAACGUGGCUCAUAUGAAGGCAUGUUUGCACGUCACUCUGUGCUCACUGAGACCAGGUGUGAAUCACAUCACGUCAGAUGCAUGAUAAUGUGACUUUUUCUUGCAGUGAGGUCAGUUUUUCACUGUCUCAACUCAAACGUUUGAACCCUUAAUGUCCCAUUUGUUCUGUUGUUUCAUGUAAAGAAAUUUCAAAGUGUCGUAUAAAGAAAGAAAAGGCUGUGAUUUGACCCCAGCUUCAAGAUGUGAAAAACACCAUGCAUGCAUGUGUGUGUGUGUGUGUGUGUGUGUGUGUGUGUGUGUGUGUGUGUGUGUGUGUGUUAAUAGUGCUGUAACAUGUAUGUGAAUGUGUGUUGUGAUCGUGUGGUUGUGAAUGUAUCUACAGUAUUUUCCCCGAGUGUCCGGGGACAGAAGUGAAGCUGUGUUGCAAAAAAAGCUAAGUGAAUGUGACCUUGUUUUAAAGGGAAUGUAAGCUCUUAAAAUAAAAGGUUAUUUGUU
This is a messenger RNA of Labrus bergylta (ballan wrasse), 2188 nucleotides long. Its product is annotated as prostaglandin E2 receptor EP1 subtype. Gene Ontology annotation, cellular component: plasma membrane. Gene Ontology annotation, molecular function: prostaglandin E receptor activity. NCBI's taxonomy places the organism in Eukaryota, Metazoa, Chordata, Actinopteri, Labriformes, Labridae. Gene Ontology annotation, biological process: positive regulation of cytosolic calcium ion concentration; inflammatory response; adenylate cyclase-activating G protein-coupled receptor signaling pathway. The record is from RefSeq and is a predicted model, not a curated record.